Molecule: messenger RNA, 825 nt
Organism: Talaromyces rugulosus
Lineage: Eukaryota; Fungi; Ascomycota; Eurotiomycetes; Eurotiales; Trichocomaceae
Exons: 1
Coding region: 1-825 (274 amino acids)
Source: RefSeq, a predicted model, not a curated record
AUGAAGCAGUCUUUGCUCUAUCUCGUCGCAGCCCUUGGCUCUCUAUCCUGGUGCGAAGAACGCGCGCCAUUCACACAACCACUCGAUCUCGAGGCAUCUAGAUACCAGGCAUCGCGCAUCCUGCGGAUAUUAAAACGAGACGACAACUGUCCGGCCGACUACAGCGGAUGCUCCGACCAGGGAGAUUCCAACGUCUGCUGUCGCUCGGGGACGACCUGCACGGUAGACGCUGCAAAUAACAUCGCUUGCUGCCCGACUGGAGCAGCCUGCACGGGGACAUUGGGUGCGACUGCGACGGGCGAUAGUAAUGGAGGAGGUGGAGGAGGAGCGCAAGAGACAUCGACAACGAGCGGGUUUAUGUUUCCACACAGCACUACAGCUGGGGCCACCACGACUUCAGCAUCGCUUGCCAGCAUCACCGGGUCUACAAUUGCCGGAGCAGCAUAUCCGUUUAUAUAUAUCCCGACGAGCUUCGCCAAUGCGGCAACUUGUGUUUCGUACUACUCGUUUUGCCAGGAAGAAUACACCAGCUGCGUCGCCUCGCUCGGCGGACAACACGGGGUGACAGUCGCUGGCGGUGGAGGAGGAGGCGUGACGGUGGCAGGCAAUCCAGCGCUGACCACAGCCCCGGCAGCAGUUUCGAUAUGCUCUAGUCUCAGCACAAGAGCAUGUUAUGGCCUGGAAGAAGGGUAUUGCAGCAGCUUUGGAAGCGCAACGGCCAGCGGAGGGGAUUUUGUCACUGGGAGCAACGCACCGCAACGCAGAUCGAGCUUGUCUGAGAUUAUGCUUGCUGCAGCCGCGGGGGCUCUGGGGAUGUUUUUAUGA